AUGUCAAAUUCUGUAAAUUCAAUGUUAACAUUAGUAACAAGCUCUUUUGUUGCUUCGAUAACAUGUUUAAAUAAUAAUGCUUUAACAAAAAGUUACAUGUUAUUUUCAAAUAAAUUUGGAUUAUCUAAAAAUCUUUUCUUACAUUUGAGUCUUACAUGCAAAAAGACUAAUUUUGGUUGA
Molecule: messenger RNA, 180 nt
Organism: Cetraspora pellucida
Lineage: Eukaryota; Fungi; Glomeromycota; Glomeromycetes; Diversisporales; Gigasporaceae
Source: the annotation of a GenBank genome assembly